Messenger RNA from Mytilinidion resinicola, 1086 nucleotides. Its product is annotated as shikimate. Gene Ontology annotation, molecular function: shikimate 3-dehydrogenase (NADP+) activity. Bases 83 to 1045 code for a protein of 320 amino acids. The record is from RefSeq and is a predicted model, not a curated record. Gene Ontology annotation, biological process: shikimate metabolic process; chorismate biosynthetic process. The transcript has a single exon. NCBI's taxonomy places the organism in Eukaryota, Fungi, Ascomycota, Dothideomycetes, Mytilinidiales, Mytilinidiaceae.
UGGCUUGAUAGGUACGCAUCGUCUCUCAAAACCCAAGAUCUUAUUGAAUCUCUUUCUUUCAUAAUCAAAUUAGUCUUUCAACAUGGCUUCGAUAGUAGAAACAACUCCUAUCGCCUCCACAGACAGCCGCAAAUACCUCUACCUAGCUGGUAUCGGUGUCACACACUCCUUCGCCUAUGCUCUUCACAAUCUCGUCGCUAAAUCGCUCGAUUUACCAUGGGAAUUCAUCAAUCAAGAAUGUCCUACUGUCGAAACUGUCGUCGAGAUAUUCCGACGCCCUACCUUCGCCGGCGGCGUUGUCACAAUGCCCUAUAAGCAGUCCAUAAUGCCACACCUCGACGAGCUCGAUGAUCUCGCGCUCACUCUUGGUGCAUGCAACAACGUCUACCUCACGCCUGAGGGCAAGCUACGAGGCACAAACACCGACUGGAGAGGCAUCAAGGGAUGCUUACUUGGCGCCAACACCGAAGGAAAAGGCAAACCUGCCAUGAUUAUCGGUGCAGGAGGCGCUAGCCGGGCAGCUGUAUACGCUCUCUCCACCGAGCUCGGCUGCAGUCCUAUAUAUAUCAUCAACCGCGACGCAGACGAGGUGGCCGCCCUCCUCAAAGAUAGCAGCGCAUACGCAAAGGAAGACCAGCCGGCACCAAAGCUCAUCCACAUACAGACUGUGGCUCAGGCGAAGUCUCUACCAUCACCGUACUACAUCGUCGGCACAGUGCCGGAUUUCGAGCCGCAGACAGCGCAGGAGCUGGAGGCGCGGGCUAUGUUGACGGAAUUCCUCGACCGCAUGGAAGGCGAGAAGGGAGUUUUGCUGGACAUGUGCUUCAAGCCAAGGAACACGCGGCAUCUGAAGCUAGGGAAGGCAGCUGGGUGGACGACAGAGGAGGGGACGGGCAUAAUAGGGCAUCAGCUCGAGGAGCAGUGGCGGCUAUGGGCUGGUCAGCCCAAGGAGAAGCUGCCCUUGGAUGAGGCGUGGAAGAAGCUGACAGAGAUUGUGGAAACGCAUCCGGGUAUCAACUUUGACAACUCGGCGCCGAAGUUGUAGCUCAGUCACCUUUUAUACCAAUUCAUAACUUGUAAACUCCA